Molecule: messenger RNA, 4533 nt
Organism: Prorocentrum cordatum
Lineage: Eukaryota; Dinophyceae; Prorocentrales; Prorocentraceae
Source: the annotation of a GenBank genome assembly
AUGCGCCAUGGGCUACAACAUGCUCAAGCCGCGGGCGGCGAUGCUGAGACGCUGCGCCCGAGGCUUGAGAUGCCAGCAGACCUGCCGCUGCUCUAUUCGAUGCCAGCGGCGAAGCAGCUCGGCACCCGCGACGACCCGGAAUCAAGCACCUUCAGUUUUCCUGAGGAGUUGGGCGCGCCACCCGUGCCAGUCCCAGAAGCUGACUCUCAGCACCCGCUGCUCAACCUGUUUCUGUCCCCAGCUGAAGGCUGGACGGCAUCGCCCGGAGCAGUCUUGGACGAGACGGCGCAAGAAAUACAGUACCAGAUCCAAGGACUUCAUCCAUCUCACCAUCGGGCGUGCUACUUCGGGGCGCCAGGCCAGGUCCAGGACAAGGUACAAACGCUCAUGUUCAUAAAUGCGGAGAUCGAGCAGAUCAACACGGAGAUCGAGCUUAUCCAAACGGAGAUCGAGCUUAGCAAAACGGAAAGCGAAACGGAGAUCGAGCGCACCAAAACGGAGGCCGAGUGCAGGGGCACGAUUCAGAAGCAGCCAGACCUUCGCCGAGCGUGGUGGCGCUUCGCUCAACUGGUGAUGAAUGCGGCCUGGGCCCUCGUGACUCCCAUGCGCGGCGCGAUGGUGAGUUCGGGGCACCAGAAGUGCAUCAUCUCGAGGAUGGCCCAUGCACGACCGAAGCGGCAUGGGGUCACUGAGAUGACGAAGGCGGAGCUGCGCGAGGAGCCGCUGACCAUCGGGGACCUCAGGACACGAGACGACAUCAAACACAGGGAGGGCCCGCAGAGGUCGGACCUGGCGUCGGGGUUCAGCAAGCUCAGGAAGCACGAGGCCGCCGCCCUCUGCCAGGCUGCGGGCAUCGCUAUCGAGGGGGCCUUCGACGCGCUGAAGCCCAGGAUCAUGCCUCUCCGCGAGAUUCUCGCUGGGUUCGGUAUCAGGUUCGGCGAGGCCGCGCAGCGGACCACCGCCGAAGGCCGCGCCCAACGCACCGCCCAUGACGAGAGCUCCAGGCAAAGUACGUCAUCUCACAUGAGCCCGGCCGGCAUAGACGAUCGCUUGGACGGGAUUCGGGAGAUGGCGAGUCGGACAGCAGCGACGACAGCAGAGCCGCCGUCGGAGGCGGAUUGGGACCCCGACCUGGAGAAGAUCAACGGGGACAGCGAAACCGAAACGAGCGAGGCGAGCCAGCCGACGGCGAGCGAGAGCGACGAGGACAGGCAGUUGAUGCACCACCUCGACCUCGGUUUCCAGCGGGCCAACGGGUUGCGCGGGGCACUGGAUUCGCGGACGCUGCCCGCCACGUGCCUCGCGGCGACCAUCGGCGAGUCGGCCGGCCUCAACCUCGCGAGUGGCAUCUUCAGGGGGGCCGAGUCGGAGUCCGCGCUCAAGGGGGCGCACCUCGUCGUCGACGAGGACGGCACAGCGAAGUUCCAUUUCGUGGAGGUCUUGGGCGGCAAGGCUGGCGCAUCCUGGGAAGCCGCUCGGCGCGGUGUUCCAGUGGGUCAGCCGUGGGACAUCGAGCACGGCGAUGAUCUCACGAAGCUCGCCACCAAGGAGGAGCUGAUCGAGUUCGACACGGAGCCGCACGCAGAACCUCGUCUUCCAGAGUGGCGCGCAGCGCCUGCGGCGGGCGCGGCUCAAGGAGUCGGCGACCUUGAAGCUCGCUACGAGGGCGGCCGCAUGGCGGCACCUGAGCACCCUGAGCUAGGGCGGUCUUGGGACGAGGGCCCGCGGCGGAGGCUCGGGCAGCUACCAGGCGCGGAUCCUGGCGGCCAUGAGGCUUUCGAGAGGCACUGCGGCCUGCGGUGUCCAGAAGAUCAUGAGCACGCGGAGCUGCAGGGGUUUGGCGGCAAGGAGACUUCUUGGAGCCAGGUCUACAUCCAGGCUUUCAACGGACGCAUCGUUGACGCCUUCGAGGAGGUGCUGAACCAGACGCACCAGGCCAUGGCAGCGCACGCAGACGACGACAGCGACGAGGCACCCGAGGAAGAGCACAUGGGAGCCCGCGCGAUCACCUUCGGUGAAAAAGCCAGACUGCGACGCCUACACCGGAACCUGGGUCACCCGUCGAACAACGACCUGGUCGGCAACCUGAGUCUCAACGGCUCGGACGAUGCUCUAGUCCGCGGGGCCAGGCACCUACGCUGCGCCACGUGCAAUCGAACGAAGCUUGCGUCGACCUCACAUCGAGUCUCACGCUCGUCGCUAGGCGUCGGCUUCAAUGGCGAGCUGGGCGCCGACGGCUUCUACCUGCGGAACGCGCACGGGAAGCCCUACCUGUUCCCGUCGACCGUCGAGGCCUCCACGACGUACCGCGUUGCCCGCUACUUCAAUUGUCGGAAGCCAGCCACAGUCGCCAAGGCCACGGACAUGAUGGGCAUCCUCGUCAAGGCCGCGGCCCGGCAGUCGCAGUGGCAGAAUUGCCGCACAGAGCGACACAGAGGAUGGCUCAAGCUCAUGAUCAACCGAGCGGUCGAACACAAGUCGGUCAAGAACCGCGGCGACCUGGAGACCGCCGACUGGGAGACUUGCCAGGCCAAGAACGACACGCGGCGGGUUUGUGGCUUUUCACAGUCGCAGCGGGCGCACGGCCGCUCACCGACGACGUCGGCAGACCUGAUGGACAGGCCCGGCCUGAUAGCCGAGCACAACAUGCAUCGCGCGUCCAUCGAGUUCGCCAAGAGGGCGGCUAUCCACACCGCUGCGCGGACGGCCUUCGUGGAGCUGCAGCACAGCCGGGCGCCCCGUCGGGCGCUCUUGCGGAAGCCGAGGGUCGCGCGCGUCAACUACCAGAGCUGCGACCCGGCGUUCUACCAGCGGCUGCGCAAGAAGAUUAAGCUCCACGAGUGGCGAGGCCCAGCAGUCGCCAUCGGCCCGGCGGGCGCCUCGAUCUUCUGCGACCGCCACCUCUACCGGGAGGCGGCAGACUUGCAGUGGCAGCAGUGGGAGAGCAACGACGCCGCCGAACCCCUCUCGAUCGAGGAGAGCCAGCAGGUACGCGAGCGGGCCCAUCGCAGCCGCAUCCCGACGCCAAGGUUCCUCCACCGGAAAGAGAGCGCUGGAGUCAAGUGGGCGCCGCCCAAGCCGAAGGCUCCACUGUGCUGCGGUGGCCACAACGACCCUGACCUCACGAUGGACCUCCGGACCAACGCGCCGACGGUGUCUAGACACUCGGCGCUCACCUUCCCAGCGGUGGCGGCGGCGCACGACCGCGACAUCGUGGUUGGAGACGUCGAGCGCGCCUUCAUCCAGGGCGAGGAGCAUGGACGCGCCGAGGAGCUCUACAUGUCACAGCCCAAAGAGGGCCUCCCCUGCAUGGACCCUCGCUGCCUCCUGAAUGGGUUAGUCGAGGCGGAGCUGAAGGGCGAGAGUGGCAACCCCAUCAUCAUGAUGCAGUCCCGACUCGACCGGACUGUGUCUCGUGGAUUCAACGAGGAUGGGAGGCUUUGCAAUCUUGUCUGCGCGCACGCGGACGACCUCCUCGUGGCCACGAGGGGGGGGGGCCCUCUGCUCGUCCAGUCGACCUUCAUCGAGUGGAGACUCGAGCCGGCCGAGAUCGAUCAGGCUUGGAAUCGCGAUUCGAGCUUGGAGCGCAACGCCCGCGAGAUCGCGGCAGGGUUCUUGGUCUACCUGUGCGAGCAUGCCGUGGCGGAAGGUCGCCCAGGCAAGGCGACCUUCGUGGACUGGAGGAGUCACACGUUGCCGCGAGUGGCGAUGAGCCCCUUCGCUGCCGAGACUCAGAGCUGCACGGAAGCCUUCGAUUCAGCUGAGUUCGUGCGCGCUGUGAUUGUCGAGAUGAUGUACGCGGACAUGGACGUGACCAGUAGUGAGAUGCUGGCCACCAUUCGCCUGUUGCCGAUCACUAGCGCGACCGACUGCAAGUCCCUCCGCCACCCUGCACUGGGACCCAGGAUACCCCGCUCCGUGUCCGCGACAGACGGUGCCGAGUCCAGGAUACCACGCACCAGGUCCAGAUACCCCGCGGCAGAUGGCUUCGGGGGGGACUCGCGUCGGUAUGCCUGGGGCCCCGUGCCGUCUGAGUGCGGGGAGCCUCUCGUGAGGGAAGAGUACACUCUCCAGGAGCUCGUCCGUCUGGGGCGCGUGGAGAAGCGGACUCUGUUCAUGAAGCCGAUGCGCGAGGUGUUUGGCUCCGACGAGUACUUGAUUUCGGAGCUCCUCAAGGGCGCCCGCAAGUGCCGGCAGCAGAGCUCCAACUGCCUGGUGAUGCGCUGGGUGCCUCCGGACGAGCGCUACCACAUUCUGCAGGCGUGUCUGAACGCGGUGAGCUCCCUCUUCGGAAGCAACUACGUCCACCAGAACGCGCUGGGAGGUGAGCAGACGGAGUUAUUCAAGUCGACGUGGUUCUGCCUCACUGUGAUGACGCCAACUUCGUCGAAGGAGAGACCCGCCGGGCAGCAGCCGACGAAGAGGGGGCGCUGCUCCUCGCACUUCAACGGCGGCUCGGACACUUGCACCUUCACCGACAUGUCGAGGAUCCUCGACCCCGAGGGCCACGCUGCGCAUCGCGAUCGCGAAUGA